Penaeus vannamei (Pacific white shrimp) is the source of this 3206-nucleotide messenger RNA. Its product is annotated as glycerate kinase. The record is from RefSeq and is a predicted model, not a curated record. Gene Ontology annotation, biological process: protein phosphorylation. Lineage: Eukaryota; Metazoa; Arthropoda; Malacostraca; Decapoda; Penaeidae. Gene Ontology annotation, cellular component: cytoplasm. Gene Ontology annotation, molecular function: glycerate kinase activity.
ACGUCAAGUCCUUGAUUUUCUUGCAUUAAAAUUGUCACUGGUAAACGAUCCAUGGUUGCUCUAUUCUUUGCACAGAAAGGUUAAUCCCGGAAAAAUAAUGGCCUCAAAAUGUCUAAGAGGAAAUAUAAAGGAAAGUAUUGCAAAAAUAAGGAAAGCUUUUAUGGCAGGUGUGAAUAGUGUUCAGCCACAUGAAUUGAUUAAGAAACAUUUACAAAGAAAGGCUGAGAGUUUGGAAAUUAACAAAGUAAAUUAUGCACUUAGAAAUAAUGUAUAUGUCAUUGGAUUUGGUAAAGCAGUUAUUGGUAUGAUACGACCUGUGGAAGAAGCUCUGAGGAACUCGGAUGGAACAAGUCAUAUACAGGAAGGAGUGAUAAGCGUUCCGAUUGGGAUUCAGGAUACGUUUGCAGAGAAGCCACACUUACUGCCAAAUGAGAACUCCAUCAUUGAAAUCGUAGAAGGAGCUAAAAAUAACAUACCAGAUGAAGCAGCCUAUGCAGGAGCAAGAAAGAUUCUUUCUUUAGUUCAGAGGUUAAAAGAAAAUGACCUUUUGCUUGUCCUGAUUUCAGGAGGAGGAUCAGCCUUGUUGCCCUACCCUACUCCUCCUCUGACACUUCAUGAGAAAAGUGAACUAGUAAAGUCACUUAGUAAAAAAGGGGCAACUAUAACAGAACUGAAUACUGUCAGAAAGGCUGUGUCACAGACCAAGGGUGGAAAGCUUGCAAGUGCAACAAAGGCAGAGAUAGUAACACUUAUCUUGUCAGACAUUAUUGGUAGUCCCCUUGAUAUGAUAGCUAGUGGACCAACUGUAUGUAAUACAGACCCUGUAGAUGCAGCAGAAAAUAUUUUGCUUAAAUAUGAUAUUACUAUCACAGAAAAUCUAAAACAUAUUUUAGAUGAAAAUGCUUUAGAAAAGAGAAAAACAAAUCCAAAUGUCAAUAACUGCAUUAUUGGCAGCAAUGAGACAGCAUUGUCAGAAGUGCUAGAUUCAAUCACAAAAACAGAGAGUGACUGUCAGCCAGUAAUAUUAUCAUCAUCACUAAGUGGAGAAGCAGGACACAUAGGGAGAAAGAUGGCAGGCUUUGCUGCAGAUGUCCUCGAAAUCCUCUGUGGAAACAAGGACCUACAGAUAUCUGAAUCAGAUCUGUGUGACCUUUGUAUAAAUGAAAAUAAGCCAAGCCUUAUGGAUGCCUUAGAGAUAUGUCGAAAAAACAAAACCCCCAUUUGGCUAAUCUUUGGAGGGGAAACUACUGUGGAAGUAAAAGGAUCAGGAAGAGGUGGAAGGAAUCAAGAAAUGGUGCUUGCCUUCAGUAUGUCUUUUGAAGAGAAGCUUCAAGGAUCAACAAGUACAGGAGAAGUAGUAUUUCUCUCAGGUGGAACAGAUGGCAUUGAUGGACCAACAGAUGCAGCAGGUGCCAUAACAUACUGGUCCUCUUUCAACUCAGAAGUAAAGUCCCAGUUGAAAGAGGCCAAAGAGCAGGGCCUAAAUCCAGAUGAUUUCCUCAGAAACAAUGAUUCAUACGCUUAUUUUUCUCAGCUGAGUUCUGGACAGUAUUUACUCCAACCUGGCCACACUGGAACUAAUGUAAUGGAUUUGCAAAUUCUUCUCAUUAACCCUUUUAACUAGUCCCUUUGAAACCCUUUAGUAAUAGCAUUUUUGGGUUAUAAAAUGGGUAUGUUUUAAGAAUGGGUCUACUGGAAGUGAUGCCAUGACUCUGACAAAGGCAUGUUAUAUUCAGCAAUACUGAGUCUGGAUUAGUUCCUUUCUAGUUACAAGAAAAUGCACAAAGGAAGUUAAUUUGCCUUUGCCAGAAUGCCAAGAGCAAAAGCCACAACAUGCUGGACAUAGAGGCAUAAGCAGAGUUUCUUAGUCUUUAGUAAGCAGUUGUGACCUUGUUUUCAAUUCUUAUGUAGCAUUGUAUUGUGUGUGUGUGCACACACACACACAUUCAUGGUUAUGAGGUUACUUUUUCUAAUGCUUUGUUUCUAUUUAGCUCAAAAUGUGUAGAGCAGAGUGCUUUAUGAUAGAUAAUGGAAUGAGGUUGUGUAUGAACGAUUUUAGUUUUUGCUUAUGGUGAUCUUUACUUAAUUUUCCUCUUCUGCAGUCAAUUUGAAAGCUCAAAAUUAAAUUCAGAAUGUAUCAAUAAUGGAGUUCUUUUCUACUCAAGUGUUCAAAGUGUAAUGUAAUCUUGAAGAAUUUUACCAAAUAUUGCAGUAUGACUGCAAAGGUGCUAUAUUUAUUGCAUAAUAUGCUACUCAUAAUUGAUAUAAAGGUAAUUUUGUCUGGUUAUUAUAAAGGUAUUAUUGAAUUUCAUGUAAAAGCAAUAUUUUCUUCCAAGGGGUAACUGCUGAGACAUUUAUCAUUGUUUUAUUUCAUAUAUAUAUUUUUAGAUAAAAAUUUACUUUAUUUUCAUCUUCCACCUCUUUAAAACAAGUUGUUGUUUUUUUAAGAAAAUAUUCUUUGUAUAUACCUGUUCUUAUGGCUUCUGCAUAUAUAAAACAGAAAAAUCAAAAAAGUUGUUCCCAGUGUCUGACCCAUUUGAUACCACAUAAGAGCAUCACGGUUUUCUUUGCAUUUUGAAAUGCAUGCAUUUUCUCUACUGAUUGUAUUUUAGAAAUGGUGAUUGAGGACCAAACUAAAUGGUAAGAAGAGCGUGAAACAUAGGAGAGCAAAGUAAUGAUUAAAACUAGCAUAGAAAUGCUCCUGUGAGGAAUCUCUUUGAAAUCAAAAGAAUUGCUUGGUGCUUUUAGACUAACCCUUCAGGUUAUUCAUAUCUUGAACCCUGUUGGUAAUGUCUAUUUCUCAAAGUGAAUGAAUCAGAUGAACAUGCUGUUCACAUUUCUCUCAUGUAGGUAGAGUGAGUUUUGUCUUAACAGAUUUAACAAUUAUUGAUGAACAUCAUUGCAGGUCACUGCUGCCUUUCUAUGUUGUAAAAUGGAACUUUCAUUGUGAAUCACAAUAUUCCCUUGUAUUGUUAUACUGUGUGAUUAUUAGGUAAAAUAUGUCAUAAAAGACUGCAGCAUUCCUAAGAUUUAAAAAUAUGUAAUUGAAUACAUAAUUAAAGAAUAUAUUUUUAUACGUCAUGUACAUAAAAAAAUGCAGGGGAUUGAUAUAAAAAAAUAAAAUUUGACUUGUUGUUAUGCAGCUUUUUUUACAUUUAGUUUGUAUAUGAAAUUAAUAAACCAGAAAAGUGACUGAAGUUUCUUUU